Anarrhichthys ocellatus (wolf-eel) is the source of this 5518-nucleotide messenger RNA. RefSeq names its product activity-dependent neuroprotector homeobox b (gene adnpb). Gene Ontology annotation, cellular component: nucleus. The record is from RefSeq and is a predicted model, not a curated record. The transcript is spliced from 4 exons. NCBI's taxonomy places the organism in Eukaryota, Metazoa, Chordata, Actinopteri, Perciformes, Anarhichadidae. Gene Ontology annotation, molecular function: DNA binding. The coding region runs from base 1797 to 4976 and encodes 1059 amino acids. Gene Ontology annotation, biological process: regulation of gene expression.
GAGCUGAUUUCUCUGAACACGAGCAGGUUCAACUAACUCAAUGCCCUCCAAAGUUUUUAACCUUCAUGAGCAUCCAGUCCAAACCCGUCCUGGAUCAUUCUGAUAAUGUCGAAAAUAGUUGAAUGCUUAAGUUCAUUCCUGACCGUUGAAACAGUAGUUUGACUAAAAAAAAAACCCCUCAAAAGGUCCACUUACUAGCUUCUUCUUAGUCUAUCCACCACAUCGCCUCCCCUGCACAUGGUGUGUGACACUCUUUGCUGAGGCAGCAGCUUUCAACAGGUACCAGCUUGUACAUCGCCUCAAAUACACUAAUGGAAAUGUCAUCCAGCAGGUUGCAGCAGGAUGAAUAUGAAUUAAUGGAUUAAAAAAAAAAAAAUUGUAUAGACAAUUAACAUCCUACUUUACUCCAUUCACCAAUGAAAUGUCAUGUGCAAGGCUGGAUUAUCAAGGCCUGUUGUGUUUUGUGUCUAUUUAUGUUAAAGUUCAUCAUGGACUAUGCACCUUGAGGGUAUCGACUGAGGCCUGAAAUUGGGUCUUCCACUUAAAUGAUCCUGAAGCCCUGUCUUUAAGAGGGGUCCUGUGUCAAAAGCAAGUUAAAUGUUGCAUAUUCCUAUGUUAACAUGUUCAGUCAAAUAACCAUACAGCAAGCCUAGUGUCAGUCAGGUACUAUAAUAGCAUUAAUAAGAACCCCCAAUGCACACGAAGUGGCAGAUAUGGAGGGGGGUCGGCACUAUGUGAUGAGUGAGGAUGAAGGGUGUAAUGGGGCAAGAAUGAACCUCAGCUGAUGGAAAAAUGUAACCAUGGGUUUAACCAUUUAAAUGCAGUGUCGCACUAGAUGAAGGGCCGAUUCACAGUACUGGUCUUGGAGCUGCCCUUCAACAGGCAACGGGCAGGAAAGUAGUCCCGGUCAGUUUGGCAGAAUUGGCAUUUACUAGCAGUAGUGUAGUACAGCGCCACCUACCGUUGGCCCAACCCGUUGAUACCACCACAGCUGAGUGCUGAGGCAUUGUGUACAUCCGAGGCUCCGCAGGGGAGGGAGGGGGGGGCACCAGAUGUAGCCAAAUCGCGCAUGCGCUCAAACCGGAGAAACCCACUCCAGAAGGACGCCCGCUGUCGGCCGGUUCCCGCCACUACUGUGUGGGGUUGUUUACCUCACAGACUCGAACACAGAAACCAGAGGCUCGCCGCAGUUUUUGAGGUACAAGGUUGUUUUUUUUUCAACUGACGUUCGCUUAAUUGGCCAAAUUGAUUGAUGGACCAAUUAAGAGUUUUAAUGAGCCGACCGAGUUCGCGAGGAUCUCACAAUGAGAUUAUUUAUGCUAAUCAAGUAGAUGUCACUUCCGCCCCUUUUAUUUGCGCCAUUUUGGAUAGGGCAGUUUCUAGGCUGGAUGUGUAUUGUCUGUCAGAGAGAAGAAUGGGCAUAACGCUGUCGGCUGCCAGGCUAUCGUAGGCAGACCCAAGGCUAUCCAUUUGAAAGAGUGGGUCCGCCGGUAGCUGUUCCCAACAAUAGGACAUGCGGCCGCCCUCACCACUCAAGGGAAUGGAGGUUUUAAUGUUCUAAUGAGGCUCAGAGGCUUUCUGUUCCCAUUUGCCGACCAGAGGGAAGAGGAUAGCCCUUUUCGGCGAGGGAGAGUCCGGUCUGGAGGGUCGACCGAGGGAAGAUAGUUGUCACCUGAAAGGAUAUUACCGAGAUAGCUGGGAAGACCGUGGAAGUGUCCACACAUCGUCUCUCAGCCAUUCCGAGGUGACACACUUCACUCAGACGGGAGCACUGGAUGUGAAAGCAGGUGGGCAGAAUGUUCCAGCUCCCCGUCAAUAACCUGAGCAGUCUGCGGAAAGCGAGGAAAAAUGUCAAGAGGGUCCUGGGAGACAUCGGCUUGGAGUUCUGUAGAGACCACCUAGAGGACUAUAAGGACUAUAUUCCUCCAGAGGUGUACAUAAAGCACACUACCUGGGACGAUGUGUGCAUGUGGGAACCAUCGCAUACCAAAGUCCAGGACUACAGAUCGAAGCCCUUCUGCUGCACUGGCUGCCUCUUUUCCUCCAAGUACUUCUCUGCGUACAAGAGCCAUUUCCGCAACGUCCACAGCGAGGACUUUGAGAACAACAUUCUGCUCAACUGCCCCUACUGCACUUACAAUGGCAACAAAAAGACUCUGGAAACGCACAUCAAACUGUUCCACAUGCCCAACAGCACCGUGCGGCAGGGCCCCGGCGGAAUGGUGGCGGGAGCCGGCGGGCUCAUGAUGAAGGACGGGCUGCUGAAAAGGACCGGGGACAGCGUGGAACAGGCGGUGUACUACUGCAAGAAGUGCACCUACAGGGACCCUUUGUACAAUGUGGUGCGAAAGCACAUCUACCGGGAACACUUCCAGCAAGUGGCCCAGCCCUAUAUUGUGAAACCAGGGGAGAAGACUCAGAAUGGUGGCUCAGCAGGAGCCACAGAGAGCAAUAACACAAACAAUGUUAACAGUAACCAGAUUCACUGCAAGAAGUGUCUGUUUGUCCCAAGGACCUACGAGGCACUGGUCCAACACGUCAUAGAGGACCACGAGAGGAUUGGCUACCAGGUGACCGCCAUGAUCGGACACACCAGCGUAAUAGUCCCCCGUCCCAAACCUAUCAUCAUGAUCCCCCCCAAAACCCAGGGGGACAAGACCAUCAUCGGGAUGGGCCCAAAAGGUGCGGUAAUGGCCACGACCAGGUCUCCCGGCUCACAGCAGCUGGGUCGGGUCAUUGUCUCCUCAAAGACGGGCUUCAACGCUCAAAGUUUCCUCUCCGGGAUGAAACACGACGGAAUACGGUUAAAGGCCGGCACCACCCAGUCGUUCUCCAUUGGCGGCCAGCAGGUGAGGGUUACUUUACCAGGAAACGCGCAGGUUUCUGUACCCCAGCAGUCACAUGCAGCAAAGCAGCUUCUUUCAGGCAGCGGCCUGCGGACUCAAGUCGUGGUCAACGCCGCCUCUUCACUCAAAUCUAACUCUCUGGGCUCGCGCGUCCAGGCGGCCGCGACCACCGUCGCCUCCGUCACGGCCAAGAAAGGUGGCUCCUCAGUCCUCGGCUCAUCCUACACCCAGAAGUGGAAGAUCUGCACCAUCUGCAACGAGCUCUUCCCAGAGAACGUGUACAGCGCCCACUUUGAGAAGGAGCACAAAGCGGAGAAGGUGCCCGCAGUCGCCAACUACAUCAUGAAGAUCCACAACUUCACCAGCAAGUGUCUCUACUGCAACCGCUAUCUCCCCAGCGACACGCUGCUAAACCACAUGCUGAUCCACGGCCUCUCUUGCCCACACUGCCGUGCCACCUUCAACGACGUCGAGAAGAUGGUGACCCACAUGCGGCAGUCUCACCCGGAUGAGAGCGUCGGCCCGCGCAUGGAUUCCCCCUUGACCUUCGACCUCACGCUGCAGCAGGGCAAUCCCAAGAAUGUUCAGUUGAUCGUCACAACGUACAACAUGAGAGAUGCGCCGGAGGAGUCGGUGGCAUUUCACGCUCAGAACAACAACGCAUCCCUGUCAGCAGCCUUGACUGCCUCCCUAAUAUCAGGCAAGAGGCUGGUGCCGCAGCAUCCGCCUAAAACGCCCUCGGGGUCUGCUGACGGUGCACCAGCCAAGAGCGCUCCACAGAUGACGUUGCCCUACAAGAAGGACGUGGGCAAGACACUGUGUCCUCUUUGCUUUUCUAUCCUCAAGGGCCCAAUCUCGGACUCACUGGCCCACCACCUGAGAGAGAGGCACCAGGUGAUCCAGACAGUCCACCCUGUAGAAAAGAAACUGACCUACAAGUGUAUUCACUGCUUGGGGGUUUACACGAGUAACAUGACGGCCUCCACCAUCACCCUACACUUGGUGCACUGUCGAGGUGUGGGGAAAUCCCAAAACGGGCAGGACAGCCGGGUGGCCAAUUCUUCUCGGGUCGGCCAAGCCCAGAGCAGCACUCUGAAACGGGCCAGCUUUGAUAGCUCUGACACUAGUGCGCCGAAACGAAGGAGGCCGCCCGGGGAAAGGGCCCACCCGCGUGACAUCAACGGUCCAUCGGCGUUUGUAGAAAAUCCCGACGAGCCUGUAGUUCUGGCUCUUGACCCCAAAGGACACGAGAACGAGUCGUACGAGUCCAGGAAGGCAUUUCUAACGCAGUAUUUCAAUCAGGCACCAUACCCCACUCGACGGGAGGUGGAGAAGCUGGCCGCCAGUCUGUGGCUGUGGAAGUCGGACAUCUCCAGCCACUUUGGCAACAAAAGGAGGAAAUGCGUGCAGGACUGCGAAACCCAGAACGCCAGCGUGUUGCUUGGGUUCAGUAUGCACGAGCUCAGCAAAGUGAGUCACGAGCUGGCGUUCGUCCAGGAUGGCUCGUACGAGGCCGGACACAACAAGAGGCGGACGUCCAGCACGCACAUAGGGGUGUCGGAGCAGGCGCUCCGGAAACACAGGGAGCUCGUGGCCGCCAAUGGUGGCGUGGCGCCGCCACACAGGGGAAAGCCAACGGGGACUGUAGUCGGUACAAAAGCACCGCCAUCCGUCCCCAAACCCAACGGUGCCAGCAGAGACCAAACCAAGACAAUCAACAGCACCCUACCACAAAAAAUGCCUCUAGACCUUUCAGAGCCCAUCGCCAUUGACUCUGACAGUGAUGAGGAAGAGCAGCAGAAGGAUAAUGAGGAGGGAGAGGUACAGCUCCAUGGCAACCAACUGCUUACUGGAGCUAAGGAGAGAAUGGAGGUGGUGACAGAGGCUAAGAGCGCUUCAAAUCUAGAGGAUACGUCGGAUGAAGAUGAUGACGACGAAGAUGAUGAUGACGAUGACGACGACGACGACGACGAAGAGGCACAUGUGGAGAAUGGCUUCGGGCCCGCAGAGGGCGCAGGAAGGCCGGCUGCUAAAGAAAGAGACGCUCAUCCCAUCAUUAUUCCCAAGUUUGUACCGUCAUCCGCAAGAAGCAGGAGAGACGGGGCCCAGCUGGGCAAACAGCAGGUCUGACUGAUAAAAAAAAAACCAAAAGACUCAAACAGUCAGCGAGACACUUUAGAUUUGAUCCACCCCAACAAAUCUGCCUCGCCUGAACUGACGGACACGGCCCAGUUACAUUGGGUAUCUGCGAAGGACGGAGCGACGAGGAGAGAACUCAAAACAAGCCAUCCAGUGACUUUUAAAGGCAGGACUCAACGAGCAGCUAGGAUCCAUGUAAAGAUUUGUGAUCAAAGUUUUAACGUUUCCUCCCCCGUGUGGGAGGGGAGGUGCAAAGACAACAGAGAAGUCACACCAAACAAAUGGAAUUUAGUUAUUUUUCUUUCUUUCUUUUGCCUUCUCUAUACUUUAUUACAUGAGAUAAGGAGUUAUUAAUGUUGAUUUAGCCACUGAACUUGUAAAUGUGGCUUAAAAUAUUGAGUUGUCGUGAGGUAAAGCUUUUAAGCUGACCAGAUAAUGCAGCAUUUUUUUUUCCAUGUAGUUAUAUCCGAGAUGGGUAGUGUAAAUUUGUACAGUCUUUUAGACAUGUUUGGACAGACGUUGCCGUACAUGUA